Messenger RNA from Drosophila hydei, 1206 nucleotides. RefSeq names its product protein angel (gene angel). Gene Ontology annotation, molecular function: 3'-5'-RNA exonuclease activity. Lineage: Eukaryota; Metazoa; Arthropoda; Insecta; Diptera; Drosophilidae. The record is from RefSeq and is a predicted model, not a curated record. The coding region runs from base 113 to 1150 and encodes 345 amino acids. The transcript has a single exon.
UUUGUAGUGAAAUGGGAAUGUCAAAAAACAUUAGUGUGUACGCAUUGGCUGGCGUUGUUUAUAUUUUCUGGUCGGAAUACGGAAUCCAAUCGCUUCAUAGAUAUCGUGUUCGAUGUAUAAGUUUGGAUUCCGACCACUAAGCAUGAGACUACAAUUCGUCCGCAAUAGCGUGUAUGAUAGACGCCAGCCAAGCCACAAAAUGCAGCAACGCUACGAUUACAAUCGGGAAUGGACGCUAACAACAAAAUCUGAGGCUAAUUCGGAAUCCAAAAUAAAGCUGCUAUCGUACAACAUACUCGCCCAGGACUUGCUCAUGGAACACUUCUUUCUCUAUGUCAAUAUCAAGCAGGAGUGGCUAACGUGGCGACAGCGUUUGCAGAAUAUCCAUCGCGAGAUUCACAAAUUGGAUCCGGAUAUACUCUGCUUGCAGGAGAUGCAAUACGAUCAUUUGCCCUUGCUGGUGCAGCGCUUGAUGGCCAGCAGUGGCAAGCGGUUGGAAUAUGUAUAUAAAAAGAAGACAGGCAGCCGCACCGAUGGCUGUGCCAUAAUAUACGAUUCCUGCAAGCUGCAGCUGCUAAAGGAGCACGCUAUAGAGCUCUACGAUCCAAAUGUCCCACUGCUAAAUCGAGAAAAUGUGGCUCUAUUAGCCAAAUUCCGAUUAAAACAAGCAAGUCCCGUCAGCGAUUUUACUAAAGAUAAUAAAGAAGUAAUUGUAGCCACAACACAUCUACUUUAUAAUCCACGACGUGCCGAUGUUCGCUGUGCGCAGUUGAGCAAGUUGCUCACGGAACUACGCUGCUUUGCCACAGACCCGGCUCAAAAUUUAACGCCCGUAAUUUUAACUGGAGACUUUAAUUCGGAAUUGCAUACGACACCCAUGCAGCUGCUAUUGAACAGAGAUGAGGAUCCUGCUGCACUCAACUUUGAAGCAUUACAUUUCGGUGACUACACGGCGUCAACAUUGCAAAACGAUUGGAUCACUGUCGACUAUAUUCUGCGCUCAGUCUGCCAGCAAAGCAAGCAGAAGUUGGAGACAUUAAGCGUGUAUCGAUUGCCAACCAUCAAUUGCUGUGCCAAAGUAGGCUUGAUACCUAAUCACUAUCUCGGCUCUGAUCAUUAUGCGCUUGGAGCUACCUUUGCUCUGGCCUAGCAUUUAUAUGUCUUUCCAACUUAAUAAUAAAUGCCACCAAAAUUUGUUGUACAUAA